Molecule: messenger RNA, 363 nt
Organism: Fusarium keratoplasticum
Lineage: Eukaryota; Fungi; Ascomycota; Sordariomycetes; Hypocreales; Nectriaceae
Product: Cytochrome b5 heme-binding domain-containing protein
Exons: 2
Coding region: 1-363 (120 amino acids)
Cellular component (GO): intracellular membrane-bounded organelle; membrane
Molecular function (GO): heme binding
Source: RefSeq, a predicted model, not a curated record
AUGACAACAUUCACAUUGCAAGAUGUCGCUAGCAAGUCGACACAAUCGUCCGGGUACAUCGCCAUUGACAACAAGGUGUACGAAAUCACUGAUUACAUGUCAAAACAUCCAGGCGGCGAUGAUAUCCUAGCUGAAGUGCUCGGGACGGACGCUACACAGGCUUUCCACGAGGUGGGACAUAGCGAGGAGGCGAUGGAGCAGCUGAAACAACUGCUUGCUGGCGAGCUGCAUGUUUCCAAGAAGGAGAAUACAGCUACGGUGAAGCGGCUUUCUGGUCUGUACAUGUGGGUGGUGUCAGUCUUUGGAGUUGGAUUGCUGUCCAUCCUGGCUUUCUUUUAUGUGAACAUUGCUUCGGUACAAUAA